This is a messenger RNA of Clupea harengus (Atlantic herring), 1262 nucleotides long. RefSeq names its product transmembrane protein 222a (gene tmem222a). Lineage: Eukaryota; Metazoa; Chordata; Actinopteri; Clupeiformes; Clupeidae. The record is from RefSeq and is a predicted model, not a curated record.
ACGUGUUGCGUCAUCAGUUGACAGAUUGUGAUGGCGGAUGUGCCCGAAGUAGACGCCAUGAAGAAUUUCCAUGGAGGUUUCGAGAAAAUAGAUAAAGAAAUGAGCCGUUAUCCGUAUUGUAUUGUUUGGACACCGAUUCCUGUCCUAACGUGGUUCUUUCCUUUCAUCGGUCACAUGGGGAUCUGCACAUCCAGUGGGAUUAUUCGAGAUUUUGCUGGACCAUAUUUUGUUUCUGAAGACAAUAUGGCCUUUGGGAGACCAACAAAGUACUGGAAGCUGGAUGUCACCAAGGUGUACAGUGGAAGCACCAAUGCUUGGGACGUGGCAGUGCUCGAUGCCUCUGAAGAAUACAAACACAGAAUGCACAAUCUGUGUUGCGACAACUGUCAUUCCCAUGUGGCCAUGGCCCUCAAUUUAAUGCGCUAUAACAACAGUUCCUCUUGGAACAUGGUCAACCUCUGCUUGUUCACGCUCAUCUACAGCAAACAUGUCAGCUUCGUGGGGUUCCUAAAGACUUGGCUGCCCUUCCUGAUGCUGACCGGAGUGGUCGUCACCAUCGCCCUGGCUUUCAACCUGCGAUAACUGAGACGCAGGAAACAGGCGUGUGGACAGAAACACAUGCAUGAAGGAAUUCAGGACUGCUUAAAAAAAAAAGCAAAGACACAGGACAUCUACAGUUAUAACAAACCGACAAGCAAAAUGAUCAUUGAUUGUGAAUCCACACCUAUGCUUCCAUUUGUUGUCCUCUCUAAACUGGAUGUCCUGCUGUAGACUGUAUAUUGAUGACUGACUGUAUGCCAGUCCUCUGUACCCUGGAGAACGCUACAGAGCGUUUCAGACAUGGAUGCGGAUCACCCCAACUGUGUCCACACAUCCACAUGUGCUUGUUCAGGUUUGAUAAACAGUGGGUUUCAGACAGCCAGAAAUUCUGUAAUCUAUGUAUUGUAUUCACAAACCGGUUACAGCAAAAUCUAUGAUACUUGGAUAAAUGCCAGCCCAUAUUUUCAUAUCUGAGCAAAAGCCCAUUCUUCUUGGUGCACUCGUGACUGUCACCGGCUUCAGUUCUGAGUGUUUUAAUUAAUUGAAGAUUCAUGGCAGGUACUACAGGGACUUUUUAAAAAGAUUGUAUUUUGUUUAUUCACGUUUUUUUACUGACUUGGUACGUAAUUGAUGCAUGGAUUGAAGGACUCAUUGUACUCUGAUGUUAAUGCUAUGCUGUAUAUAAAGAUGAAAAUAAAUACAAACAUGGUCUGUAAAAUUAA